Molecule: messenger RNA, 4671 nt
Organism: Vespula pensylvanica (western yellowjacket)
Lineage: Eukaryota; Metazoa; Arthropoda; Insecta; Hymenoptera; Vespidae
Gene: GAPcenA
Product: rab GTPase-activating protein 1
Exons: 17
Coding region: 632-3811 (1059 amino acids)
Source: RefSeq, a predicted model, not a curated record
UUCGCCGACGAAUCUUUCUCAAGAUAGACUUCCGGAAUCGCAUUGCUCGAAUGGCGGACACCGUGGUUAUCGUUUCUGUCAAGUACAAUAGUUUUGAUUCUGUAAACUCAUGUAAUAUUAGCGUAUCGGAUGUAUUAGAGUGGAGAAAAGUCGGGUCGCGCGAAAAAUCGAAAUAUUUUACAUCUACUCGGUGACUACUUUAAUGAUCGGUAAAACGGUCGUGAGCACCGGUAUACCUGCAAGUUUUUGUUCUGUCAUACACACGCAAGAUAAUAAUCACCAUUUCUAGCGGGAGGCACAAAAGGAGAGGAACUUGAAAUAUUUUUCAGAAAAUAUUACGAAAAUACGAAAGAGCCCGUAAACUAUGCGAAUCAGAUGAUUCGAAGGACUUUGCGAAAAAGGGAAAUAUCGCAGAUUUGAGUUAGUUCCCAAUUCGUGUCGUUAUGACGUACCGAACUUCGUACACGCGAUCCUCCUUUAGCUCAAUUUUCCUUUCCUUGGAUUCGCAGAGAGAUAUUAAUUAUGUAUUUUUCAUCGUAUUAACAUCCUCUAUAUGAAUUCUCAACGUGACUGCGUGUAAUCUAAUAGAAUUACCAAAUACUCUGUGUUUCAUCUUAUUUACUCACGCCUAAUGAAUAUCGAAGCAAACACCAUAAUAUUUCAUAUAGUUAUGGAGGAUAGUAUGAGUGUAAAGUCUAUGGAAUCAGUGGCAACCAGCGAUGAAUAUGAAUUUGUGAGUGACAAAGGUACUACCAAGCAACAACAAACGUUACUUGAAGCACCGAUGUUAAAAAUUGCCAAUAACGGAAAUUUAGAAGAUUUGCAAAAUAAUCUUCGUGAGGUAUUAACGGAAGAUUCAAAAAUGGAGGGUAGAGAUUACAAAGUAGCAAAUCCUGGCCAACAAAAAGCUAAGAAAGUAGGACACAGCAAAUUUUAUGACGUUAGUUCCUGUAUAAAUGGUACAGAGAAGCAAGAUGUAAUGAAACCUGAUGAUUUCGUAGAGGAGGGUUUGUAUGUUUUAGAAUUAAACACGUUAUCGCAUGUUCAACAAGAAUGCACAAUUUUCAAUGGCGUUACAUAUCUGGGAGCUGCAGCAAUAAAUGCACCAAAAUCAGAAUGUGAAAUACAACGUAAUAUGAAUAUUUUAAAUGCCGAACAAUCUCUUAACCUGGGUAUUAAAAUUUCAGUCUCUGUACCAAGUAGUUCCCAAGGUUCUGUUGUUUUAUACGAUGCUGCCACUCAGCAACCAAUUGCCCAUUAUGAAGUACAACGAAUUUUAUUUUACGCGCGCGGAGAAAGUUCUGGACUAUGCGCUGCAUGUUUCGCUUUCACAUGGUCCCAUGGAGAUACUUUGGAAUCUGCCAUUUAUCAAUGUCAUGUUUUUCGAUGUAAUAUACCAGAAGCAGUUGGACAAGUGUCAGCUUGUUUCUCCAAAGCUUUUCACAGAAUACCACGAUCAAUGACAAAUUCUUUGACAGGGAGUGACUUUAAUAAUUAUAAUUCAGGCGGUGAAAAGGUUAAUUCUCGUGUAUUUAUUUUUGAAGUUACCAUGGAAGUUAAGGAGGAAGAUGGAAAAGGUGGGUUUAGUACUGUUCCUAAGGACAGAAAUUGUUUCAAAUUUCGGAGUAAUAUAGCAAAGCAAGUUUGUUUGAGUAUUCAACAAGUUUCCAGUAAGGAAGGAGGUAUUACUCUUGAGGUUGAAAGAUGUUUUGGUGUUCUUGUUAGCCCAGGACGUAAUGUGAAACAUAGUGAUAUGCGAUUACUUGAAAUGCAAGUUAGUACUGGUCCAAUAAUCCAGGAUCGAUGUUACAAUAUAUGUGGUCAGUGGGAUCCAGCUGAUCCAGCUUUGGAAACUCUUAACAUAGAUACACCUAGAGAGGGCAAAAUAUUUAUGACAGUAGCAGUUGAUUUAGUUAUACGAGGUAUUAGGGAACCUGUCAGAUUCGUAAUCGAAACUCCUGUUAAAGUAUUUCCACAAAAUGAGAGAUUUUGGUACUUUAAUAAGAGAAAUUUAGUACAACAAUUUUAUCUUAACUCCAAAGAGAUAAUAUCUGGCGAUGGAAGUGAAGUUCAUUACGAGGUGCAAAGUAUAGAAACAUCAGGAGAAUUAGACAGAAAUAGAUUAAAUCUUGCUCUUAAUUUAGCUUCCUUAAUCAGAUCGCCUUCUUUGACUAGCAUCGACACUUUAACCCCUAAGGAGGAAAUAGAUUCAGAUGGAGAUGAGCCAAUGUUAAGCGGGACAGGAGAGGUAUCGAAAGAUUGUUCUGCAGGUGAAUUGGCAAGUUGGGGAGAAGUUUUAGACAGUUGGCAAAUUAAUGAGCAACGUCCGAAGCUUCUAAUAAAACUCACAAAACAAGGAAUUCCUGAAGCAUUGCGCGGUGAAGUAUGGCAACGUUUAAGUAAUUGUGACAAUUCCCAGGAAAUGAUGGACAAGUAUAGAACACUGAUUACUAAGGAAAGUAGCUGUGAAAGUGUUAUAUUGAGGGACAUCAACAGAACAUUUCCAGCACAUGACUUCUUCAAAGAAACCGGUGGUUUAGGCCAAGAUUCUUUGUACAGAAUAAGUAAAGCUUAUGCAGUAUAUGAUGAAGAAGUUGGAUAUUGUCAGGGUUUAAGUUUUUUAGUUGCUAGCUUAUUGUUACACAUGCCGGAAGAACAAGCCUUUUGUGUUCUGGUAAAAUUAAUGUACGAUUAUGGUUUGCGAGAUUUAUACAAAGACAGAUUUGAUAAUCUUCACAUGAGAUUUUAUCAAUUGAAUCGUUUAAUAGAGGAUCAACUUCCCGAACUUUACAAACAUUUCUGCGAUCGUGGUGUUGAAACACAUAUGUUUGCAGCACAAUGGUUUUUGACUCUAUUUACAGCUAGAUUUCCAUUGUACCUUGUAUUCCACAUUCUAGAUGUUUUCCUCUUACAAGGACUCGACACUCUCUUCCAAGUAGCUCUCGCAUUGUUAAUGUUAUGCAAAAAGGAGUUAUUACAACUGGAUUUUGAAAGCAUUUUAAAGUACUUUAGAGUGCACUUACCUAAACGCUGCAGAAAUGAAGAAAUAUCACGUUAUGUAAUGAAACUGGCCUGUUCCGUUACAUUGAAGAAAUUGAAGAAAUACGAAGCAGAAUUCAUGACACUAAAAGAGGCUCAAGAAAAUGCAGAUGAAUACAGUAAUGAGGUGGAACAAUUAAGAGGUACAGUUGCAAGAAACGAGGAAGAAAAGCAGAGAUUGGAAGCAGAGCUUGCUCAAGUUAAAGAAAUGCUGCAGCGUGAGGUAACAAGAGCAGAUGCAGAGAGCCGUAGAAGUAAUAUUAUUAUUGCUGAGUAUAAACAGAUUUGUCAACGUUUGGAAGAUGACUAUAAUGCUGCAAAAGCAACUUUAAGUGAAUUACGGUCUAAGGUAUCAAGGUGUGACAAAUGUAGAACAUGCAUAAUGGAUUCAUCUAGUAUAUUAGCAGAUAUAGCACAUCCUUUAGAAAAUCGAAUUGACCCUAUGUUGCAUAGAGUACAAGAAAGAGUAAGAGAAUUAGAAUUAGAAUUGGCACAGACAAAAUUAGCACAUGUGGAAGCAGAAUGUAGAAAUCAGGAUUUGACACACCAAUUACAUGCAACUGCUUCUGAACUUCAAGCUGCAAGAAAUAGUUGGCCAUGGCUCAGUAAAACUUUAUCUAGUAUAAAGGAAGCAGCAAACAAGCGAGAUGUUAUAGGUCCUUCGUCAUUAAGAGAUUUAAGACGUGAAAGUACUCCAGGAGAUGACGUACAUCAUCAUAUAAUAAGUUCACGUAGCCGUGAUAGUCGUGAUAGUCUUAAGGAAAUGGUUUAAUAUGGUAAGUGAUCUUCUCAUGGCAUGUGCAAUUAUACUUGAAUAUUGCAUUUAAAAAUUAUGAUUAUUUCAAUGAAAACAUCACAAUAACAUGAUUUUUUUAAGUAGGCCAAAGUAGUAGAAGAAAUAUAUAUACAUACAUAUAUAUAUAUAUAUAUAUAUAUAUAUAUAUAUAUAUAUAUAUGCUAAUAUUAUGAAAUUUAUUUGCUGCUGAUAUUGUGAAAUUUAUGUAUUCGUUAUAUUAACAUAACGCAUGCAUAACGUACCUAUAACUAAUGCAGCUGUAUUAUCUCCUACACUAAUGUUGUAUUAAUUUUUUUAUUUUUAAGAAAUUAUUUUUUAAUAUGCACAUUUAUUUUUAUAAGUUCUUAACAUGUUAGAUAUUAACACUAAAAUUACAAUUUUUUUUAUUUUUCUUUUUUUUUUCGUGAAAUUACAUAAAAAAGAGCAUGGUGCAAAUUUUCGAAUAGUUCUAAAUAUAGAGUUAUAAAUUACAGAGUUAGUCUAAUUGAAAUAUUAGUGCUUUUGUCCUUCAAUUUAUAGAAGUGACCAAGAUCUAAUGAGAAGAAACCUAAAUAAGCAAAUAAUUAACUUUAGUCAAAUUUGCAUAAAAAAGUUUCAUUAUAAAAGUACAUAAAGAAUGACAUUGUGCAUGCAGACAAAAGAAACUAUUCACAAUAAUAAAUUAUGGAAACGAAAAUAUUUAUCCCAUGUUUUCUAUGGUAUUUAUUUAAAAUUCGAAAAGUGGAAAAUAAAAAUGUUGCGAGAAAUGUUCACUCAUAUGUAUGCAUAUGUUAUAUGUCUAAACUAAAAUAUAUAUACACAUAAUUAUUUCUUGGGCUGUUAAGGAUAUUUAAAAG